CGACGGGGCGGUAACUUUUCUGCACGUCCUCCUGGUCCUGUGUAUCACACGCGGAGUUUCGCCGCGAUCGCGCAGACGGGAGGCCACCGGGCUCGGCGUUCCGGCGUGGGGGGUCCGUUUCCUGGCCGAGCAGAGCGAGGUGGAGCGGCGGGUCGACUGUCACCAUGGACGGGAACUACUCCAGUACCAGCAACCGGCGGGAACACGUCAAGGUCACAGCGGAGCGGCAGCCCGGCUUCCUGGAGCGCCUGAGCGAGACCUCGGGCGGGAUGUUCGUGGGGCUCAUGACCUUCCUCAUCUCCUUCUACUUAAUCUUCACCAAUGAGGGCCGGGCGCUGAAGACCGCCACCUCCCUGGCCGAGGGACUGUCGCUCGUGGUGUCCCCCGAGAGCAUCCACACGGUGGCUCCCGAGAACGAGGGGCGGCUGGUGCACCUCAUCGGGGCCCUGCGCACGUCCAAGCUCUUGUCCGACCCGAACUACGGGGUCCACCUUCCCGCCGUGAAGCUGAAGCGGCACGUGGAGAUGUACCAGUGGGUGGAGAGCGAGGAGUCCAGGGAGUACACGGAGGAUGGGCAGGUGAAGACGGAGAGGAAGUACUCCUACAACACCGAGUGGAGGUCAGAUCUUGUCAACAGCAGGAACUUCGACCGAGAGAUCGGCCACAAGAACCCCAGUGCCAUGGCAGUGGAGUCCUUCACGGCGACGGCCCCCUUCGUCCAGAUCGGACGCUUCUUCCUCUCGGCCGGUCUCAUCGAAAAAGUCGACAACUUCAAGCCCCUGAGCUUGUCCAAGCUGGAGGACCCGCACGUGGACAUCAUCCGCCGGGGGGACUACUUCUACCACAGCGAGAACCCCAAGUACCCAGAGGUCGGGGAUCUGCGCGUCUCCUUCUCCUAUGCGGGGCUGAGCGGCGACCACCCUGACCUGGGACCGGCCCACGUGGUGACAGUGAUCGCCCGGCAGCGGGGCGACCAGCUUGGCCCCUAUUCCACCAAGACUGGGGACACUUUGCUGCUGCUGCAUCACGGCGACUUCUCGGCAGAGGAGGUGUUCCGUCGGGAGCAGAAGAGCAACUCCCUGAAGACGUGGGGCCUGCGGGCGGCCGGCUGGAUGGCCAUGUUCAUGGGCAUCAACCUCAUGACCCGCAUCAUCUACACCCUGGUGGACUGGUUCCCCGUCUUCCGAGACCUGGUCAACAUCGGCCUGAAGGCCUUCGCCGUGUGCGUGGCCACCUCGCUGACCCUGCUGACCGUGGCCGCCGGCUGGCUCUUCUACCGGCCGCUGUGGGCCCUCUUCAUCGGCUCGCUGGCCCUGGUGCCCGUCAUCAUCGCUCGGACCCGGGUGACGGCCAAGAAGCUGGAGUGAAACGGGCCCCGCUGGAGGGGGACCCCGUGCUUGGGGUCGGGUGUUGGCGCCUGCUGGGGGGGGUCUUCCCGCCUCCCCCCUCCCCUCGGGCAGCUCUGGUGGGUGGCGGCUCCCUGUCUUCCUUCCUCUCUGCCUCCUUCCCCCAAGGCUGCUCCUGCUGCCUCACAGGGCUCUGCCCCGCCACCGCCUGCACCCAGGGGUCCCCUCGGCCCGCACGAGCCCCCCGCCCAGCGGGGACACGAAACCCAAAGCCCCACAGUCCUCGGCAGGGCUGGGCCAGGAGCUGGUGCGGCCACGGCACUGCCCGGUGGGCCGCCCUCCCCUCCUCCGUGGACCCUGAGGGGAAACGCCGUGAUCUGAAGGGAGCAGAGUGCGGAGAGGCACACGGGGGGCCGUGACGCCCCUGUGAGUGCCCCCUGCAAGCCAGCGCCAGCGAGCGGAUCUGCUGUCACUCGAGGACACGCCGCUGCUCCCUCCCCGGGCCCGAGACUCGGCCCGUGACAGGACAGUCACUGCAUCUUCCAUCGACCAGGAGGAGGUGGGGGCCCCACUGUGGUGACCCCCGCCGCCGUCAGCAGCCCGAGGCACUCGAGGGACCCACGGCACCGCUGGACACUGGGCUUGCUUGCGAGUGACCGUCUGUCUGCGCCAGCGCACAGCCUCGCGCCUCAGCGAACGCUGCAGGGGGGGGGGGUCCCGCCCCCCCCCCCCCCGCCUGUCGCCCUCCCGCCUCACCCUUCCCUUGCUGGUGUCUAGAAGGGGUCUCUCCUGGCCGGGUGGGGGGUCGCUUUCGCAAGUUUGGUCAGUUGGUAGUUGAACGGGGUGGUCAGAGGACCUGGAAGCAGGGGGCGGGGGGUGGGGGUCUGGGCAGGCCUGGCCGUCGGGGAAUCUGGUUCAGACCCCCAGGCCCAGAGAUGGUCUUCAUGGGGGCCGGGUGGGAGAAGUCGCAGGAGUUGUUGGAAAACAGUAUUAGAAUUCGAUGCGGCCAAAUACAAACCUCUUUAAAAAGAAAAACAAAACUCAAUUUUUAAAAGUUGAGUCUGUGUGACUUUAGAGGAUAGAUUUCGAGUGGCUGCUAAUUUCCAAAGUGUUUCUACAUAGCAAAUUAUGUCAAUAAACAUUUUGGAAUAUUUUGAAAUAUUUCAGGUAUUUUGAAAAUGACCGGGAAGUUUGUAUUUUCUUUGUACUUUGGAUAAAAAUUGUGAAUAAAAUCCGGACUUUCUUUUGGUA
Messenger RNA from Sorex araneus (European shrew), 2597 nucleotides. RefSeq names its product transmembrane protein 43 (gene TMEM43). The record is from RefSeq and is a predicted model, not a curated record. The transcript has 12 exons. NCBI's taxonomy places the organism in Eukaryota, Metazoa, Chordata, Mammalia, Eulipotyphla, Soricidae. Bases 165 to 1367 code for a protein of 400 amino acids. Gene Ontology annotation, cellular component: nuclear inner membrane. Gene Ontology annotation, biological process: nuclear membrane organization.